Papaver somniferum (opium poppy) is the source of this 597-nucleotide messenger RNA. Its product is annotated as protein NYNRIN-like. Gene Ontology annotation, biological process: DNA integration. The record is from RefSeq and is a predicted model, not a curated record. Gene Ontology annotation, molecular function: nucleic acid binding. Bases 1 to 597 code for a protein of 198 amino acids. The transcript has a single exon. NCBI's taxonomy places the organism in Eukaryota, Viridiplantae, Streptophyta, Magnoliopsida, Ranunculales, Papaveraceae.
AUGGAGUUUGAUACAGCCGAACAUGUGAAAAAGUGCCAGCAAUUCCAAAGUCACGGAUCGUUAAUCUGCGCCCCGCGUAACCUACUGCAUAGUGUCGUCACCCCAUGGCCCUUGCAUAGCUGGGGACUUGAUAUUCUUGGGCCGAUAAGACCAACUUCAUCCGGGCGUCACAAGUAUAUCAUCACCGCAACCGAAUAUUCUACCAAGUGGGUUGAAGCUAUUCCGCUUCGAGACUAUUCAGGCGCCACGAUCGCUGCAUUUAUCAAAGAACACAUCAUUUAUCGAUUCGGCGCACCCAUGGUUAUACGUUCGGAUAAUGGUACCUCUUUUGUUAAUCAAACUAUCAUGGAUUUGCUGAACCAAUACGGGAUCAAGUUCCACACUUCGACUGUCUACCACCCUUAUGGGAACGGGCAGGCUGAAGCAACUAACAAAACAGUGUUGAGGAUACUGAGCCGGAAAGUAUACGAUCAUCACAGGAGCUGGCACGAGCAGCUACCCCUUGCACUUUGGGCAUACCGCAUCUCUAGGAGAAGUUCAACUGGUGCCUCCCCUUAUUCCUUGGUGUACGGAGAAGAUGCAAUACUGUCAUCAUAA